AUUGGUUAGAAUUGGCAUAUGAAUCCCUAAAUUCCAACUCCAAAGGCUGCCCUAAAUUGUAAUUAUGAAACCCUAAAUCUUUGAACAUCUGGAAUUUACAAUUUGUUGAAACCCCAACUCAACACCACCUCCGGGCUUUAAACGUUUCAGCUUAAUUUCUAUUUUCUUCUGAUCACCAAGACGUCACCCUACAUUAAAUAAUUUGGGAUAUUACCAGAAGAUUCGGUUCAGUUCUUUGCUUCUUGAGUUCUCUGGUCGACCCUUAGACCCUCCUGUGAAGCAACUUCAAAUUUUUGAUUGAAUUUCUACACUUUCAAUAGAAUUAUUGAUGAACUGGAAUUUGAUGGAAAAGUUCUAGCUGAUUGUCUGUCAAAAUGAUAUGGAAUUGAUUAUUGCCUCCGGCCAUAUCAAUUAGCGUGGGGUUAUGGUAUGAUAUGAUUUAUAUUCUGUUUUACGCAAAACUUCAAAAGUUAUAUUGAGUUGCGGCAAGGAGAAGUAAAAGGAAGAAAACCCAUUUGGGAAUAUUUCUGAACUGUCUCAAAGCUGAAAAAGAGGGUAGUAAUGCCGUCGGAUGUGACGGCUAGUGGUGCUGAAGGGGUUGAGGAGACCUCACCGGACAUGUUAAAGAACACGCCUUCGAAUAUAAGGAGGUUGGUUAAUGAGAUUGAGCAGUAUGAGAGCAGGCAGAAAUACCUUGCCCACACUAGGAGCCCCUCAGAUGGCGGCGAUGUGCGGUGGUACUUCUGUAAGGUCCCUUUGGCAGUAAAUGAGCUAGCCGCAUCUGUUCCUAGAACAGAAAUUGUUGGGAAGGGCGACUAUUUUCGGUUUGGUAUGCGGGAUUCUCUGGCUAUAGAGGCGUCUUUCUUGCAGAGAGAGGAUGAGUUACUUUCUAGUUGGUGGAAAGAGUAUGCCGAAUGUAGUGAAGGUCCUAGGGGGAAGGCCCACACUAAUUCCAAGUCAAGCCUAAAAUCUUCAGAUAUCCCUGAAUCACUUCAGCUAUUUACAACUGAGGAAGAGAGAGUUGGUGUUCCUGUGAAGGGAGGGUUGUAUGAGGUGGACUUGGUCAAGAGACAUUGUUUUCCUGUUUACUGGAAUGGAGAGAAUCGACGGGUGCUACGUGGACACUGGUUUGCUCGUAAAGGUGGUCUUGAUUGGCUUCCUCUUCGUGAGGAUGUCUCUGAGCAAUUGGAAUAUGCAUACCGCAGUCAGGUGUGGCAUCGACGAACCUUUCAACCAUCAGGUCUCUUUGCAGCUCGAGUUGAUUUACAAGGCUCAACCCCGGGAUUGCAUGCUCUCUUCACAGGGGAAGAUGAUACAUGGGAAGCUUGGCUAAGUGUUGAUUCUGGAUUUUCUAGUGUUGUAAGCUUUGGAAGGAACAGCAGUAAGUUAAGACGUGGAUAUGCCCCGUCCCAGUCACAGAAACCAACAAAGGAUGAAUUACGUCAGCAGAAGGAGGAGGAAAUGGAUGACUACUGUUCCCAGGUUCCUGUUCGGCAUUUAGUAUUCAUGGUUCAUGGUAUUGGUCAAAGGUUGGAGAAGUCUAAUUUGGUGGAUGAUGUUGGAGAUUUUCGCCAUGUAACAGCAAGCCUUGCAGAAAGACACCUGACUUCACACCAACGUGGCACUCAAAGAGUUCUUUACAUUCCAUGUCAGUGGAGGAAGGGCUUGACACUCAGUGGUGAAACUGCAGUUGAGAAAAUCACUUUGGAUGGCGUCCGAGGGCUACGUACAAUGUUGAGUGCAACAGUUCAUGAUGUCUUAUACUAUAUGAGCCCUAUCUAUUGUCAGGACAUCAUCGAUUCGGUAUCCAACCAACUUAACAGAUUAUAUUUGAAGUUUCUUAAGAGGAACCCUGGUUAUGAUGGCAAGGUUUCCAUAUAUGGUCACUCUUUGGGAAGCGUUCUAUCUUAUGAUAUCCUUUGUCAUCAAGAAACUCUAUAUUCACCCUUUCCAAUGGAGUGGAUGUACAAAGAACAUAAAAGAAGUGAAGCACCUUGUACUACCACAAAUACCUCAUCUGCUAGCGGCAAUCCCAUCUCGAAUUCUGGGGAUGAGAGCACUGGGAAUGUUGGAGAAGAGAGCAUAGUCAGUCAUGAGCAUAAUCCAGACCUCGUUGAAGAACCUCUUGAGGGAACUUGUAAUCAAUUGGUUCCUGCUGCAUCAUCAGAAUCAGAUGAAUCGAUUAUUAUUGAUACUGGCUACCAGCAGACAAAUGAUUCCUCGUCAUCAGAUGAAAAUCCGAACGAACCCUCCUGCAGUUCGGACCACAUGGAAUUUUAUAAAAGUGAUAUGAUGGAUGACCCCAAUAGCAUGAAAAGUGAGGUUGUCCCUAGUGACAACAAUAAAGAUGGCAAGGAUUUCUCUAAUAAUGACAAGGAUGAAAUAAUAAAAUCAUUGAGGGAAGAGAUUGAAUUGCUAAAAGCAAAAGUCAAGGAAUUUGAAGCUGAAUAUGCUGACAGAGUUAAUGCAAAGGAAAGUACAGCAGUAGUAAAUCGACCUGAUCCUAAGAGUGUUCAACCUGGAGAUUCCUCGAAGAGUUAUACCCCACAAAUAAGAUAUACAAAAUUAGAAUUCAAGGUUGACACAUUUUUUGCUGUGGGGUCUCCUCUUGGAGUGUUCCUCUCCCUCCGCAAUGUUCGUAUUGGGAUUGGUAAAGGAAAAGAAUAUUGGGAAGAGGAAAAUAUAAAUGAAGAGAUGCCAGCAUGUCGGCAGAUGUUUAACAUCUUUCAUCCUUUUGAUCCUGUAGCAUAUCGAAUAGAACCACUUGUCUGUAAAGAGUUUGUACACAAACGUCCCGUAAUUGUUCCUUACCACAGAGGUGGGAAACGGCUCUAUGUUGGGUUUCAGGAAUUUAAAGAAGGGUUAGCUUCACAUUCUCAUGCUUUUGUGGAUCAAAUGAACACUGUAAGGGUGAAAGUGCUCACAAUCUGUGAAUCAAGAUGCAAUGAUGGUCAGGAUGAGGAAUCUAAAAAUACUCAGGUGAAAGAAGAGAGAUCAUAUGGCUCAAUUAUGAUGGAGAGGCUAACAGGAAGCUUAGACGGGCGAGUCGAUCAUGUAUUACAGGAUAAGACGUUUCGCCAUCCAUACCUCUCAGCUAUUGGGUCGCAUACAAACUACUGGAGAGAUUAUGAUACGGCUCUUUUCAUACUGAAGCACUUGUACCGGAAUAUACCAGAUGGACCUAUUUCACACGAUGAGCAACCGGAAAGCAGCUCAAAAGACGAGAAUAGCUACAAGCAGUGGUCUGAUCCUCGCGAGAUUGAAGAUGAAGAGCUACCUUUGACCUUUGCUGACAGUGUCUCCAUCAAAAAUUUCUCCCACAGAGCCAAGAAAAUGAUGAAGUAACUCUGGACACUGUUUGAUAUGUUGUACUCUGCAGAACUGAGACUGUUUCAACCUAAACUCAACCCAUACUGCAAAUUAGCACACUCCAUGACAAGGGUGAUGUUGUCAUCUAGCACCAUGCAGUUUUUCAGUCAGGUUCGACUUGUUGGGUUUUCAUGACUUGGCACUUUAGAUGGCAGACUCCAGUUACUGGCACCACCACGAUGGAAUGGGCAAGGGUUUUCUAGCAUGUACAAGAACUGUACAUGCAAAGAGAAGAAAGAGUAGCUUGUAUAAAGUAGGAUAUACAUGGAAAGUUGGGCAUGCUUGUGUUCAUGUAGAUAUAUGUAAACUAUAUUCUUCCCCUGGAAUAUGUACAUUAGUAUGGGCUGUAGCUUUGAAAAAGGACGUUUGCAACAAGUUUCUUGUUACUGUAUUCUUCUUUUAGUUAUAGUGUUUACUUACAACAGGCAAUUCUUGAUGAAUAAUCACGCAUUUCAUGUCAAACAAAUCCUUAAUUGUAAUGA
Molecule: messenger RNA, 3851 nt
Organism: Sesamum indicum (sesame)
Lineage: Eukaryota; Viridiplantae; Streptophyta; Magnoliopsida; Lamiales; Pedaliaceae
Product: phospholipase SGR2
Cellular component (GO): cytoplasm
Molecular function (GO): glycerophospholipase activity; metal ion binding
Source: RefSeq, a predicted model, not a curated record